GUAGGCGAGUGGCCGGGGAAAGAAGCCACAAAAACAGGCAGUCGGCAGUGUGCUCCGCUGCGCGAAUGAGUGAGCAAAACAAACGUGAACAGAAGCAGUUAGCAAAGCUGAAUGCAAGAAAGGCAGACGCAGCAAUGGAGGUUAUUUUCUGACGUGUUAGCGGCUCUGACUGAGCCGUCAGCUUACAAUUGGAGCCUACAUUCAGUUGGCUAAGAUCACGCUAGUCGUUUGGACGCAAAGACCAAGAAGAGGCACACCACUAACCCAUAAACAUAAACAGAAGAGGCGCUUCGGAGCGGAGCCACUUCCUAAUCGAUCGAGCAAACGAAAGUGGAAAUGUGCGAAAUUGCCAACCCGAUCACCUGAGUGAGAAUAGUGUUGGCCCAAAGUCUCAGUUGAAUUGGAUCUGUGUUCCCAUCAUUGUCUCCAGUCCCAGGCGGUAUCUGCAGUGAAUACAUAUAUCAAAUAUUCGAUAGAAGCACACACACACACACACAGAAAAACACUCGCAUACACAGCCAGCGAUGUCGGAGGCUGUCACACCCAUUGGAGGAACAGGGACAACAGCACUGCCAGCCGGCUUCGAUCCAACCGCAGAGGCGGUGGAGAAGACGCUCUGCUUUCGAGGAUUCUGGGCGUGGUUCGUGCUCCUGCUGCUGAUCGGGAUCUGUGUACUGUUCGUGAUGUGGCUGCUGCGCAAGUGCAUCCUGGGCCCAGCCUACCGCAAGGCGAAUCGCAUCGACGGCAAGGUGGUGAUCGUCACCGGCUGCAACACGGGCAUCGGCAAGGAGACGGUACUGGAGCUGGCCCGAAGGGGGGCCAAGGUGUAUAUGGCCUGCCGCGACCCGGGACGCUGUGAGGCGGCCCGCAUCGAGAUUAUGGACCGCACCCAGAACCAGCAGCUAUUCAAUCGCAGCCUGGAUCUCGGCUCCCUGGAGUCCGUUCGCAACUUUGUGACCCGCUUCAAGGCGGAGGAGUCGCGCCUGGAUCUGCUGAUCAACAACGCCGGCAUUAUGGCCUGUCCCCGCUCCCUCACCGCCGACGGCUACGAGCAGCAGCUGGGCGUCAACCAUUUGGGCCACUUUCUGCUCACCAACCUGCUGCUCGACCGGCUCAAGCAGGCCACGCCCAGCCGGAUCGUGGUGGUCAGCUCGGCAGCUCAUCUCUUUGGACGCAUCCAUCGCGAGGACCUCAUGAGCGAACGCAAUUACGGCAAGUUCUUUGGAGCCUACAGCCAGUCGAAGCUGGCCAAUAUCCUCUUCACCCGCAAGCUGUCGGCCCUGCUACACGGCACCGGGGUGACGGUCAACUGCUGCCACCCGGGCGUGGUCCGCACGGAACUGAACCGCCACUUUGCCGGCCCCGCCUGGAUGAAGAGCGCCCUGCAGGUCGUCUCGCUGUACUUCUUCAAGACCCCCAAGGCCGGCGCCCAGACCACGCUGCGCCUGGCCCUGGACCCGUCGUUGGAGGGCUCUACCGGCGGCUACUAUUCGGACAGCAUGCGCUUUCCCCUGGUUCCCUGGGCACGCAACACGGACACCGCCGAUUGGCUCUGGCGGGAGAGCGAGAAGCUUGUGGGCCUGCCCCCCAUAGAGCCGCCACCGGUACAGAAUGGCAAUGGGAGCGCUAACGGGAGUGCCAACGGUAAUGGCAGCACAGGUACAGGUACACCCGCUGAAACAGUGGACACCGUUGUGGUCAAUCGCUCGUAGUCGUCGUCGUCGUCGUUGUCGUAGUAGUAGUCAUAAGGCAGAGGUUCGACCGGGGUUCGGUUGGAAGACCAGGCACUUAAUUUAUUUUAUAGUUUUGCAUACCCUUGCAGAGAGUAUUACGCGCAUUCCAUUCGAUCAGAUGUCCGUCUUUCGGUUUCUAUGAGAUGUGCUUGAAAUUUAAAGUUAAAACUUUACGCACACAUCCAAAAUAAUUUCUAAGAACGAUCAAGGAAUAAUCGAUCUUCAAGGGUAUCAAAAGCUUCGGCCCCACCGAAGUUGGCCUUCUUUUCUUGUUGUUUUUGUUUUUUUUUUUUUCGUCAGUCCUGUGCAUAUCAUUAAGCUGAAAAAGUCCACAUUAAAAUAAACGAUAAACUUAACAUGC
Molecule: messenger RNA, 2094 nt
Organism: Drosophila obscura
Lineage: Eukaryota; Metazoa; Arthropoda; Insecta; Diptera; Drosophilidae
Product: retinol dehydrogenase 12
Exons: 3
Coding region: 525-1712 (395 amino acids)
Source: RefSeq, a predicted model, not a curated record